Messenger RNA from Lytechinus variegatus (green sea urchin), 1863 nucleotides. It is a transcript of the gene lhfpl2, whose product is annotated as LHFPL tetraspan subfamily member 2a protein-like. Gene Ontology annotation, cellular component: membrane. The record is from RefSeq and is a predicted model, not a curated record. The transcript is spliced from 3 exons. Bases 488 to 1219 code for a protein of 243 amino acids. NCBI's taxonomy places the organism in Eukaryota, Metazoa, Echinodermata, Echinoidea, Temnopleuroida, Toxopneustidae.
UGUAAUAUGGGCUCUUGUGAUUGUUUUCCAAUGUUUGCAUUCGUAAGAUUAAAAAAGAAGCAAGAGGAAAUAACUUCUCAGGCAUGACCCGUUCCCAUUUGCUCCAAGGAUAUAAGCAUAAAAGAUCUCAGUAAUAUCGUCGUCACAGCGUGCACCUGUACCUGUCUGCGCAAUAAGCUACCGGUGUUCCCCAUCACUCGAUCGCCCGCUUCAUUUUACCGUCAGUGCUCGAUCAUAGGCGAUUGGGUCGGUCGAUCAAAGGAAGCUCUCGCGCCGGGAUCCAACCACUUAUUAUUUUGUUUGAAACAACUGGAAAAGUAUACUAUUGCUCCAGGUUUUUAAUAUCCGAUCCCUUCUGAUUUUUGCUUAUCCGAGGCACUGCACAGGAACAUACAUGAGUAUAACUAUUGCAGAGAUCUACAACGCCAUGAUUCUCUGAAGUGUUGUACAGGCUGAUUCUAACUGUUGGACCAAACUAAAACCAAAGAUGUGUUAUGUGAUCAUCACCAUCCGCUCGCUCUUCUGGACACUCCUAAGUGUUUCGAUUGUCCUGGGUCACCUGGUGGCCUUGAUGACAUCACAGUGGCUUCUAGGAGAAGAGAGAACUAUCAGCAGUGCCAGCAACCUCUAUGGCACUGAGAACACCACCUCCCCUCAGGAAGUAGUCGGACCGGUAGAGACCUACACCCCUACCCUGGGAAUCUUCAUGAGGUGUGCAGAGAUAUUCCGUGCUAUCGCAGUGAAUGAUGGAGGAUCCAAGCUAAACGAAGUGGAAUGCACAUCGUAUAUCAAUAACUUCAUGGAUUUACCGAGCGGGUUCUGGAGAGCCAUGGUUAUAUUCUAUGCUGCAGGAUUCCUAAUACUUAUAGUCGUUGGCUUCCUUUCCGUGUUUAGUCUCUGCUUCAGGAGUCUGUGCAAGAAAAGUCUCUUCACCGUCUGUGGAUUCAUUCAAGCAAUAGCAGGUUUGCUGAUCCUGCUAGCCCUGGUCCUCUACCCAGCCGGUUGGGGUGCGGAGCGGGUCCAGGACCUGUGUGGACCUGAUGCUGCCCCGUUUCAGCCCGGAACCUGUAGCAUAGGCUGGUCUUUCUUCGUUGCCGUGGGCUCCACGGUGGCUACUUUCCUCUCGGCAGUUCUCUCUGUUCAGGCAGAGAUUGCAACAUCCAGUGAUGAUGUCCAGGAUGAGAUCCUGAAAGGAAAGUACAUUAUAUGUCUACCAUGAUAAUCUACAGCUGCAUGUUGAGGGUCAUCAUUACCAAACAGAACUAGACCUUGGGACAAGGUGAUGUUCUUUGAACAGUUAUGUUGAUGACAAACGGGAUGAACAAGAUAAAGACGUUAAGUUCAUGUUUCUUGGAAGAAAGAUUAGACUUUUCAUUAUUGUUGCUUGUGUGGACAUGUUACUAGAAACAUACAGGUUUGUUUAUCAUUUGUGGUGAUGCCAUUCUACAUGACAUCACUGUUAUUGUUGUUUACUUGGAGAUAUCAUAAACAGGGCUGAUGAUCAAGGAAUAGGAUUGCAUCAUGUCAUUAUUUCAGCUAAAGACUUUGUAAUAGAUCUUAAGUCCUAUGCUUUUUGUUCAGUCGUCACGGUUCACAAAUUAAAGCCUUGAAUUCCUAAUCUGAAAUCGCAUCCCUUAUGAGAGUCUUGCCGUUGAUAUCAUAAUUGUUAUUUUCCCUACAAGAUGUGUCACAUUCAUCUUGGCUAACCUGUUACUCAUCAGUCAAUUUUUUUUACAAUCAAAACAGCUAAGAUCUGACACAAUCACUGUAUGAUUAAUCCAUGACUUAGACCAUGUGGAAGCGCCGUGGUGUAGUGGUUCUCACUCUCGCCUUGUAAUCAGAGGGUCGUGUGUUCGAAUCCCA